Messenger RNA from Petromyzon marinus (sea lamprey), 1168 nucleotides. The record is from RefSeq and is a predicted model, not a curated record. NCBI's taxonomy places the organism in Eukaryota, Metazoa, Chordata, Hyperoartia, Petromyzontiformes, Petromyzontidae.
CAUUGGAGACGGCGGCGGCAGCUUCCGCGUGCCUCUCAGAGGCAGCUGCUGGAGGCGCAGCAGCAGCAGCAGCAGCGAGCUCGAGCCGGCUCAGCUGUGUGAGGGGGAGAGACUUCGGCUCAGCGCGACUCAGAUCGCGACUCGCAGAGAGUCGCGAGUCGCUGGCAGGGAGCGACUCUCACGAUGGGAAUCCCCACCCAGCACGGCGCGGCGAUCCUCCUGGGGACGUUCAUCGCUCUGGGCCUGGCAGGCUCCGUCCUGGCUCAGAGCCACAUCACGGCGGAAGAGGACUCGACCGCUCUCCUGCCGUGCCUCUUCGAGGAGCCCAUCCCCGCGGGCGAAAUGAUCACCUGGGAGAGGAUAUCGGCGAAUGAAUCGACCGAACAGAUCCUUGUGUUCGACGAGAAGGCGACUCCGUACAUCGGCAACGUGGCGUGGGUGGGAGAUCUGAGCAGGGGUGACGCCUCGGUUCUCGUGUCGCCCGUGAGGCACGUGGACGCCGGCCAGUAUUCCUGUGGGACGUUCUUCUCCAACGUUCAGACGAAGACCAUCACGCUGUCGGUCACCUCCAAAGUGACGAUGUUGAUGCCGGGCCCCAGCACCAUCGUGGCGGGGGUGGCGCUGAUGGUGAUCGUGGUCGGUGUCACUUACCUCCUGAUGAGCAGGAGGAGGAGGAGCAGGAGCAGGAGCAGCAGGGGGAGAAAGUUCCAUCAGUUGGAGCCUCCAGCCUCUCCCGAUGGCCUCCUCCUGUCACGGGAGGCCACGGAGAGCCCACGGCAGUGACGCCCAACGCCACGACACCACACCCAGGCAGAGGAGGGAUGUAGACGCCCCCCUUAGCCAGGGCACGAGGCGAGGGUAGAUCGUUGACUCGCCAAGGUGCACACAGCGACACCACCGUCCUGCACGCGAACUCAGUGACGCUGCCGCUCGCGAUUUGCAUGAAAUCGCGAGCGGGGAAUAUUUUUUUGUUUUGUUUUAAACAGCGGCAGCCAAAGAACUCUAAAUGCGCGGUGUUCAUUCUAAAUGUGGAGUGGUGCGGGCGGGUGGAACCGGAGUGCCCGGAUAAAAAUCCCUGCAGAGAGAGACGCGGAAUCCAAAUAUACAAAUAUACACAUAAUAUACAAAUAUACACAUAUACAGACAUGCAAAUAUAUACAUAUACAAA